AUGCUUGUGAUCAUUUCCAGAGGUAACACCACAGUAUGUGGAGAGUUUAACUUCGUGGCUGACCCUGAGGCUGCCUACGUUGUGUUGGACCGCUACACCUGUCCCACCUACAUCGCUCCCUGGGAGUUCACCUGCAGAAUGAGCCUGCCGUGGUGUUUCUUUGACCAGUGGCUGGCCCAAGACACUGAGAAGGCAGCCUUUAUGAAAAAGAUUUCGGCCCUAUCCUUCAAGAGAGCUCAGUCAGAGAACUAUCAAAAGAUCAUAGCCUAUGAUUUCAACCCCUGCGACACCUACGCCACGGCUGCCGCCAUCGAUGACACUCUCAUAACAGAGAGUGAAGAGGUUGCAGUGUCCGUGGAGUUGGAGGGGACCUACACCCAAGGCAUGAUGGUGCUGGACUACAUGGGGCUGCUGAAAAAGAAACACAAGGCCUUUAUCAUGAAGAAAAUUGACUUGGAGAAGUUCAAGCAAAUGUUGAUGAAUUCACUGAAGUAGAAAGAUAUUUUAACAAGCGAGAGCCAUGAAUUUUGUUCUCUAAAAUAUGAUUUUCUUCGAUUUUUUUCGUUCAUUUUUCAGCAUUUGUAAUGGUUUUAUCAUUUUGUCUACAACUUGACAGGUGCAUUAAGAAGAGUUAUUUCAUUUACCAUAAAGGGUUUGAUUUAUUUGGUAACAUGUCCAUGUGAGGAAAGGGAACUUAAAGGAAGGAGGGAUAGUGCAACAUAAAAAUAAUAUACAAUGUAAAAAUGAGACCUUUCCAGCUCUAGCACAUUUGAAUGCUCAAAACAUUUGGUGAAUAAAGCAUGUAUACUAGAGAAAACUUCUGUCAUGUGGACUUACAGUGAAGCUCCCACCUCGUCUGAAGAGUCAAAACACUGUUAUGUAACUUAAAUAAAUCACAUUUUAUCCUUUAAA
Molecule: messenger RNA, 912 nt
Organism: Thunnus maccoyii (southern bluefin tuna)
Lineage: Eukaryota; Metazoa; Chordata; Actinopteri; Scombriformes; Scombridae
Product: inosine-uridine preferring nucleoside hydrolase-like
Exons: 5
Coding region: 1-495 (164 amino acids)
Molecular function (GO): hydrolase activity, hydrolyzing N-glycosyl compounds
Source: RefSeq, a predicted model, not a curated record